AGUGCACAGUGUCGACAGGGCACUGGAGGUCAUUUCCUGAUUUACUGACAGUCGGCAGUAUGUCCUAACACUUUCGAACAAGCUCAUCUCAUCUGUCUCUCUUUAAAUUACAUCGUUGUGCGUGACCAACUAUCGCUGGAAUAGUUUUCCCACUUUCUUUGAGAGACGAGGCUACACUUGACGCAGGUGAAUUCAUUGAUGCGUUUGUUCUCCUUGCAGCGCGUUUCUAUCGGUGAGGAUGUUUUAAAAUGGCGGUGGCAGCAUCAGAACAGGGUCGGGACUAGCGAUAGCCAGGAAGUGAUGGACACUACACCUGCAGCAAGAACAUGGCAGAAGCAGUGCAACACACGACCAAUGAAAACAACACAAACUGGCAACACAAUGACGGUUCUCAAGUGUCUUCAUUCAGUGACUCAACAUUCGACCAGUGUUUACAGAAUACCUCCAAGCCUCUCAACCAAAACAAUCUCAACCAUCACAUGCCCUCAGAAUCUCAGCCACAACAUCUCAACCUCAAACCCUUUAAUGGCCAAUGUGAUGAUGACUGCAGUAGUUUGGCCUCUCAGGAUUCUGGUAUCCCCACACUUGAGAUCAACCCACCGGAGCACGUCCAUGCACGAGUCACCACUGCUAAGAUGUUGGUUCCUCCUCUCCAUGAUGAUAAUCCAGCUACACUAAACUUGGAUGUAUCAGACAAUUCCAUACUCAAAUCCUCCACCUUCCCCCGCUGCGACUUUGACUCUGUACGGCUAUAUAGCUCUGGUGGUCUUGGCGGUGCAACAGGCAGGAGUGCUUUGAACCGCAGUGAUGAUAUUUCUGUGGGCAGCGUGUCCAGUUUGAGUACUGAGUUUUCUGCUACGUUGUCAGUCAGUAAUGAGGACUUUUUAGACUUCAUGGUUACAUCCGAGUCUAGUGCUGUCGUUACAUUUGAGAAUGAAGAUGUCGUGCAUCGUUAUAACAACUCGGUCUUACCCAAUAAUGAUCUACCUGUAAGCAUCCCACAACGACAACCUGGGGGGUUGUCAACAUCACAUGAAGGCAGGGCGAAAAGACUGGGGCCGCUUGCCAGCUUCUUCCAUAGGAGUCUUUUUACUAAGAGGAUGAAGGACACUGGUGCACUUGAAGGUCAGAGAGAGCCUGGAUGGAAGCUGUUUGGCAAAGUUCCACUUAAAGAAGGUCCACCCAAAGACCCCAGGAGAAUACAAAAGGAAUAUGAAACGAGUGGAGAAACAGGCCAUUCAACGUCUCCCCAGAAGAAUGUAAGAAGGAACCUGGACUUUGUGCCACUUUCAACCACAGCGCUUAUACUGGAGAACCGGCCAGCGAAUCUUCCAGCAAAGCCUGAAGAGGAGGCCCAGAAACACAGACAAGAAUAUGAGGAGAUGGUGGCACAGGCCAAGAAGAGAGAACUGAAAGAAGCCCAGAAGCGGAAGAAACAGCUGGAGGACAGGUGUAAACUAGAGGACAGCAUUGGCAAUGCUGCUCUCACCUGGAGUCAGGAGAUACUACCCAACUGGCAAAGCAUGUGUUCAUUGAAGCGGGUAAGGGAUUUGUGGUGGCAGGGUCUGCCACCAAGUGUAAGGGGCAGAGUCUGGAGUCUGGCCAUAGGCAAUGAGCUGAACAUCACAGAUGAGCUGUAUAACAUCUGUUUAGCAAGAGCCAAAGAGAAGUGGAAUGCCUUUCUAUCUCCAACAGCUACUGCAGAAAAAGAGAGUGAAGAUGCAGGCCUGUCGAAUGCUGACCGGGAGGCCAGUCUAGAACUGAUAAAGUUAGACAUUUCCAGAACUUUUCCAAAUCUUUGUAUAUUCCAACAGGGUGGCCCGUACCAUGAUGUAUUGCACAGCAUUCUGGGAGCUUACACUUGCUAUCGUCCAGAUGUGGGAUAUGUGCAGGGAAUGUCCUUUAUUGCAGCAGUGUUGAUUCUCAACAUGGACACAGCGUAUGCCUUUAUUGCUUUAGCAAAUUUGUUGAACAAGCCUUGUCAAAUGGCUUUCUAUAGAGUGGACCACAGCCUUAUGUUGACAUACUUUGCAGCAUUUGAAGUGUUCUUCGAAGAAAAUCUACCAAAGCUAUUUACACAUUUUAAGAAUAACAACCUGUCCUCUGAUAUUUAUUUAAUUGACUGGAUCUUUACUUUGUACAGUAAAUCCCUUCCACUGGACAUUGCGUGUCGUGUAUGGGACGUCUUCUGUCGAGAUGGUGAGGAGUUUCUCUUCCGUACUGCACUGGGUAUCCUGCGUCUUUAUGAGGACAUUCUCACACGCAUGGACUUUAUCCACAUCGCUCAGUUUCUGACACGUCUGCCUGACUACAUCUCUACUGAGGAGCUCUUCUCCAGCAUAACCAACAUCAACAUGAACUGCAAGAACAAGAAAUGGGCACAAGUUCUUCAGACUUUGCAGAAAGGGCAAGAUCGGGCCAGUCCACUACUGAAACGCUAAUACAACCUAAUAUUUCAGCUUACAAAGAGGAAAUGACUCCUGUAGACCUCAUCGAAUGCUUGCUGGACAUAAAUGGAAUUGCAGUUGUCUCGUCUAUGUCUCCUGUUCUGUUCCGUACAAACUGUGUCUUGGAUAUAAACUGAGCACAUGGGACAGGAACAAAAGCAACAUGUCUGUGAUUCGGGGUUGCUGCGAUAGCAGGUUUGGACUGAGGAAUGUUCUCUGUGAAUGUCUUUUUUCACCCUUUCCAGUUUGCUUCUCUUUUAUUCAAAUGUUUCAUUCCACUUUACCAUGGUUUCCAUUUAAGCAAAACAAGAUGUGUAUAUUUUUGCUGUGGUUUUCUUAGAAUGUUGUUUUAUUUAUUGUUUGUUUUCCUGUUUUAAUGUUCGUUAAACAAAUUAAUUGACUUGAAGAUUCCUGACCAUCGUGCAGAAUUCCGUCAAAGCGUUAAAUGUCAGUGAAUCCCACCAUUGCUUCUAAAAUGUUUGCACCCUUUUGAGGAACUGUCAUUCUACCUCUUGCUAUAUAAUCCUUCCACAACCCGUUUCUGUCCUCCAUACAACACUUUGAUUUUAGUGGAUACUGAAGGAUGUUUGUGUCGUUGUGCUAUUGUUACAGAAUUCUCUUUUUCGCUAUUUCUUUUUAUAUGAAUACUGUAUAUUGUGCCACUUAAAACCAAACACGCUGGAGUAAUGAUAUUAAAUGGCUUUGGUGUGGCCAUUACUAUAGUCUGAAAAAACACAAAUUACAUGACAGAAUGUGGCCUUCACCUUUUCAUGAAAUUUGGCUUAUGCGGUGGUUUAAGUGUUGAAAAGAGGGUAGAUGAAAGAUUACGGUGAAGUACCUUUUAAGAGGUGUUAGUGGUUUUUGUCAUAAGGCUCAUCUCACAUUGUUUAUGCUUGACACCUCACUAUGUCUUAUGACAUAGAAAUUAGCUUUGCUACACUUUGCAGUGACUUCUUGACUUUAAUUACUUAUUAAAAAUAUCUGAAAACUGUAUGAAAUUUGAUCUGAAAGAUUUGCACAAAUUCCAUGUUACGUAACUUCACAAACUGUCUGUUUGUUUUUUUAAUAUUUGUUUUGUUUUGUAUGUAAACACCAUGCACUAAUGCGGCCUAAUUUAUGGGACCAUAAUUUAACAGCAAUAACUCAUCUCCUUUUCACUCGUCGUUUAGUUUUAAAAAGAAGUGAGUGUUUGAUCUUUUUGAUCAUCAGUUGGUUUUGACAGCAUCUUGUUGAACCUCCAAAGGCUUUAUUAUAUUCAUUGGCAUGUAUAGUGCAAGUGAUGGAAUAUAAAUAUAACGAGACCUGUUAAUUCAGUGUCCUCUAAAAGUAAAUUCCUGUGUAUGGUCAUUUCUUGUUUGUAUGUGUGUCUAAACAAACUAUGAGGGCACUGCUAAGUAAAUAAUCGAAAGAUUUGUCAACCUGCAGACGCUGUUUUGUUGAUGUUGCGUUAAGAUAAUUUCAACAUAAUGUGGUGAGAUUUUAAUGCUUUGUUAUUGUUAUCACUGUGAUCGAAGGACAAGCUUCGCUUCCCACCACCACUUUAUUUUGUGGUUUAAACCACGCUGCUGCAAUAAGCUGCUUUGCACAUGUUUUUUUUUCUUCUUUUUCAUAGGAUCACACUCGCAACCUCUUCUUUUCUGUGCUCUUGUUAUUUUAUUAGUAUAUAGAAACCCCAGGCCAGGAAUCUAUAAUGUUGGCUGUUACAUUGUCCACUUGAAUUUUUAGUUCCUUAAUAGUUUCUAACUUAAAGUAAUUUAAAGUGUCUGUCACUAAAAUAUGUAUUUUUUAUUUAUUAUGCUUUCUUUGUAUUUCCUUUAAGUUUUAUUUGCCCUGUACUAAAAAAACAGCAAAUACUUUCCAAUAACUUAAUAUAACCAAAAUAUAAUAUAACCAUAAUGGAUCUUCUGAAUAUUUAGUGGUGCAUUUUGGAUGCUUUUUAGCAGUCCCGUCUACAGCAAAAAGAAACAAAGUCAAUCUUAUUAGUAAAUGCUAAGCGGAGUUAUGUGUACAAUCUGAAUCUACAUUGUGUUGAACUUUGUUGUGCUGAAAUCUUCCCAACAUAAAUGGCCAUUAAUUUAUUUGCUGUCCGAUAUAGUCAUAUACUGUUGGUCAUAUGACAGUGAAGACUAUAAAUGUGGGAAUCAUGUAUAAUAGUGCAUUGUUGUUCAUUUGUUUGUGUGACGAAGUGGGUGAAGGAAACAUCUGAUUAAGGCAGUGGGGCGUCUAUGCUCAGUUAAGGGUGAUACAAUGUUUUUCAUUCAUCUAUAUGUGCUCUGUAAACAGUAAAUAUGACAGAUCAAGUGCACAUGCAAUCUUGCACCUAAACCUUUCAUAUUGAGUAGGCAUUGACGCAGCUUGUUUGGUUAACAUCGUCAUUACUUUUGGAGAAGGGUUGAUUGGUGACAGGAGAGGUUUUAGCAAAAACAUCCAAAAAUUCAUGUAAAAUCGCAAUGUUCUCUGUUCUCAUUUUUUGUGUUUUCUGUAUUUGUUGUAUUGUUAAAUGAUGCUGCCUUUGUGUUUGUUGUGUCAAUAUCAAUGACUACUGAUAAAAUAAAUGAAAAUAAUAAA
Messenger RNA from Triplophysa rosa, 5015 nucleotides. RefSeq names its product TBC1 domain family, member 14 (gene tbc1d14). The record is from RefSeq and is a predicted model, not a curated record. Lineage: Eukaryota; Metazoa; Chordata; Actinopteri; Cypriniformes; Nemacheilidae. Bases 327 to 2441 code for a protein of 704 amino acids. The transcript is spliced from 15 exons.